Messenger RNA from Entamoeba invadens IP1, 429 nucleotides. RefSeq lists its product as hypothetical. The coding region runs from base 1 to 429 and encodes 142 amino acids. The transcript has 2 exons. Lineage: Eukaryota; Evosea; Mastigamoebida; Endamoebidae. The record is from RefSeq and is a predicted model, not a curated record.
AUGUUUUGGAGUCUUGUGGUGAAGCCAAACGAAAAGACAGAGUUCAAGACGGGUGAUAUCCUCCACAUUACAAACGCUAUGUUGGUCACAAAGACAAAAACCGAGUUGAAACAACGCAGUCAAUUGUCAAUACUGUGCAACCAAACGAAAACUUUAAUUGUUUCGUUCAUCCCGGGGCAUCGUGACCACACACAACUCGACCUCGUCAUCGCAAAGCAAAACGUCGUCUUCUUGAACACGGGAAUCCACUCAAUCCAUCUUUCUGGAUACAUCACAAAGAUCUCACAAGAAGAAAACGCGAUGGAGGAGGACGACGAGGAACUCCCCGCACUCGGGAGCGAUAACGAGGACGACGAGGAACUGAAAAAGAAAGAAAAGGAUUCAAAGGCAAUUAAAAAACCGAAAGAGAAGAAGCCAAAGGUUUGUUGA